This is a messenger RNA of Amphimedon queenslandica, 3494 nucleotides long. RefSeq lists its product as uncharacterized. Gene Ontology annotation, molecular function: protein binding. Bases 90 to 3494 code for a protein of 1134 amino acids. The transcript is spliced from 19 exons. The record is from RefSeq and is a predicted model, not a curated record. NCBI's taxonomy places the organism in Eukaryota, Metazoa, Porifera, Demospongiae, Haplosclerida, Niphatidae.
UGUAUCUCCGGACAACUGGUUGGUUAAUAAACGAGAACCGGGUGUGUUUUGGGCUUUGGGUGCGGUGGGCUGGAAUUCAGUUUGCAAGAAUGGCAUCUAAAAACUAUCAACCAGUGGAGAGAAGGGCCCACUCCACAGUAAAGGUAGGAGACUACAUAUAUGUGUGGGGUGGGCACCCAUCUGGAGACUUUAAUAGUGAUCUUAAUAACUUAAUGACAUCAUCAAUGGACCUGUAUCACUUACCAACUGGUUCAUGGGAGGGUAGACCAACAAAUGGCAACCCUCCACUACGUGCCAGUGGAUAUUCAUCCGUUGCUAUUAGAAACAACAUCUAUUACUUUGGUGGUGCUAGGGAUAGCAGUUAUCGCAAUAGCAUGCAUUCCUUCAAUGUGGAUUCAUUCAAGUGGAGGGAACUCUCUCCUUCUAGUUCUGAUCAUGGUCCAAUGAAGAAGGCCCGCUGUGGAAUGGUAUCAGCUCAUUUUGAUGGUGAAGACUAUCUUGUAAUAAUUGGAGGACUGGGAUCAUCUUCUAUCAAUACUCCAAAGCAACCUGAUGCUCAGUAUUCAGCUGGUGGUAGAUGUAAUGAGAUACAUUAUUACAGGAUUUCAUCAGAUCAAUGGAUAUCUCCUGUUGUUACUGGAGACAGACCACCUCCUAUUAGUCACUUCACUCUAACACCAGUUACUAAUAACACUGCAGUAAUGAUCGGAGGCUAUAUUGAUAAUGAAUACAGUGAUAAACUGUAUAUGAUAAGUUUUACUAAGACAUCUGUGGAUAUAUUAGAAGUACCUAAUCCUGGAAGAUCAGUACAAUGGCCUGAGGGAAGAUGGGGUCAUUCCAGUGUACUAAUUACCACUAGUUCAGGACCACACUUACUAGUGGUGGGUGGAUCACCUGCCUAUGAUGUAUGGUUACUGGACAUUAAUAAAAGAAAAUGGAAAGAACCGAUUAAUCUACCAGACAAUGUCACUAACAGACGCUGGCAUUCUCUUUCAGUGUGGAAUGUGACCCCAACUACUAACUGGAUAAUUGAGUUUGGAGGAGAGAGAAAUGAUUUCACAACAAUAAGUGAUACAGCAGUUAUUGAACUCAGAUAUACUAGUGAUAAUGAUUGGUCUACUAGUGUAAUACCUCUGGACCAGUAUCAAGAUCAACUAAGACGAAGGAUACUGAGUGAUUGGGAGAAUUUAGGAACAGAAAAACAGCUUAGAGUAUUUCAAGAUUGUUUGCAAUUACAAAGAGAGAGAAAAUUCUAUCAGGAGCAGCUUCAAGGACAAAAAAAAGAGAAGGAGCAGAUACAGCAAGAUCAAGGCAAAGAGCAGCAACAACUUCUUCAAGAAAAGGCAAAAUUUACUCAGCAACUUGAUGAUGCUACCACUUUCCUUGAGCAAGCAGAAAGGAAUAAAUCAACUCCUGAAUUAGAAGAUAAUGAGAAUCUCAAAGUUAAGGUUGCUGAAAUAUUGGAAGAGAAGACACAAGUAGAAGAGAAGAAACAGAUUAUUACUGAAGAUUAUGAGAAACUUCAAAUCAAAGUGACUGAUAUGGAGGAACAAUAUCUCAAGGAGAAACAGAUCAUUAUUGACGAUGUUCAAAGUCUCAUUUUUGAGAAAGAAAAAGUUAUAGCCAAACUGACAUCACAAGUAGAGGAACAAUCACAGAAUGAGAAACAGAUCAUUACUGACCUUAGAGCUAAAGUGUCUGAUAACAAAUUGUAUACAGCCAAACUAAUAAAGGAGAAGUCACAACUACAGGAGAGAGUCACAUUCUUAGAGGAACAAUCCAUCAAAGAGACUAGUUCCAUUGGACUACAAUUUAAUUACCUGAUCCCUUCAAUGGAUUCACUAGACUCUAGUGUCAUUAUAGCUGGACAGAAGCUCUUUAUCCUACAAGGAGACAGGUCUCAUUCACUCCAGUGGGAGAAAUAUGGAUUCAGAUUAGAGUGUCCUCAAGGAGCAGUGUCCAAGGAUACUGAAGUAGCUGUUACUGCACUAGCUGGUGGUAAUUUCAAGGUACCCAAAGGUACUGUGCUAGUGAGUGCAGUAUAUGCAAUAUCAGUAUCUAAGGGACUAUUAAAACCACUGGUAAUAGAGCUACAACAUUGUGUGGAUCUAAGGAACACUAGUCAGACUGGUUGCCUCAAGUUUGUGAGAGCUCCACUGAAGUCUCCCAAUGCUUACCAGUUCAGUAUAGUUGAAGGAGGAUCUUUUAGUGUAGGGAACAGAUAUGGUUCUAUUGAACGUGAUGAAUUCUGUGCUCUUAGUAUUGUACAUGUUGGUAAUGGAGACACACCUAAUGGAGGUGGGAAUGUAUCAGAGAAUGAUACACAAACUGAAGGAACAAAUAAUGAUAGUGAGGAGGAGACUAAUGGAGACACACCUAAUGAUAGCAGUAAUGGAGCAGGAGAGAAUAGUAGUGGAGGAGGAACCACUCCAUCAACAAGUACUACACCACCUCAUGACUCAAUUAAUGAUGAUCCUUCUCAGUUAGUCCAUGAGGUAGGAUGCCAUACUACUGAUGGACCAACAGUACAACAGUCAGAUCAUGUACUAAGUGAUUCUGAUGGGCCUACAGCUACUGUUACCAGUGAACAGUGUACAGCAAGGAAUGAUGAUGAAUCAAUACAAUCUUCUACUGAUCAUUCCACGACACAAUCAGAAAAUAAUGCAGCUUCUCGUGAUACAUUGUAUUCUGGAAUGAUGUACUAUGAUGAGAAAAAAGUUGGUUAUUGGAAAGCUAUGUAUUCUGUUGUUAGAGAUUUGGAAGUUCUUAAAAGGUAUUUUGAAAGCGAGCAGGGAUCAAGUAUUGAAUAUGAUAAUGUUGUUGACUCAUUUAAGUUUAUUGAACCAAAUGGAACUCUUAAAUUGACUCUACACACUGUACAGGAGGUUGGAUGGACUGUUAAUCCUGAUAGAAAACCAAUGAAAUUGCUUCAGUCAAGAGUUGACCAGUUCCCAUUGAAUCCCUCUUAUGCAACCUGCAGUAUGUCAGUGUAUGCUAAACCUGGUAUUGCUAAGGACUCACUUCAUUGUCCCAUUGAAUUGACUGGAAUAGAUCCUGACACUAUAAUUUGCAUUAACAGAUCCCCACCUUUUUCAUCAUCAAUGAGAAACAGUACUAGCUCAAGCUCCUCUACUGCUAGUAUCAGUCAAACCAGGAGAGAGACUGAAGAAGGUACAUUUAGAUCUGAUAUUGCUCAUAGAGUAAUGACAGAAUGUACUGGAAUAAUAAAGGAAAAGGUUGGCCUGUAUCCACUGAUAGACAGGCUGGUCGAGAAGAGGAUGAUAAGUGAUGCUGAAAAAGGACAAAUUAUUGAUACCAGCACUGGACUAACUGCUAAUCAAAGAAUGGACGAGCUGCUUAGUUUAGUUAAAGCAUCCAUUAGAGAGGAUGGAGAAGAUUUUGGUUUGUUUCUAGAAAUAAUUAAACAAGAGAAUACAAGAAGAGCUGAUAGACUAGCACUGACACUAUUAGACAAUUAUAGAAGAUUAGUAUAA